Ictalurus furcatus (blue catfish) is the source of this 3295-nucleotide messenger RNA. RefSeq names its product location of vulva defective 1. Lineage: Eukaryota; Metazoa; Chordata; Actinopteri; Siluriformes; Ictaluridae. The record is from RefSeq and is a predicted model, not a curated record. Bases 1 to 2439 code for a protein of 812 amino acids. The transcript is spliced from 20 exons. Gene Ontology annotation, biological process: regulation of glutamate receptor signaling pathway.
AUGGAUGUGCUGGCAAAUGACACGCCCUCAGAGUUUAAGAAGCCGGACCCGUCUCAGCAUCAACACACUCUAGAGCGCUUCAUAUUCACAGCAUACAUAAUCAUCCGUCUUAUCCGUACAGACAUGGAGGCCAGACUGAUUGUAGCGGUUGUGUUCAUCUGCGCUGUUUGUCGCUUCACUGAAGCCCAGCUGCAGAACACGACAGCACUCACUAACAACAUCACUCGUACUGCUUGCGGCACCACUAAGCUGUGUGUGUCGACUCCAUCUAAUUGCGAUCCUGCAGGAAACUCCAGCUGUUUUUUCAGCUCUACUCAGUACAAUAAUUCAACACUGACCGUGGAACUCUCCGGCACAACUUCAGGAUACGUGGCGUUGGGACUCACACCCAUUAUCAACCUAUUUAAUUUCACUGGAACUGCUGUGUUCGUCUGUGGCAACAAUAACAACAGCACCUUCUUCGAAACAGCUAUUCAGAACGGCUCAGUGUUGACUCCUGCUAACCUGACCGCCUUAAAUAUAAGCAGUGUUCCGGGAAACGCCAGUGUAUUUGGAAACGGGAAUCUUGUUCAGUGUGUCUUCAGCAUCACCCUCAAUUCCACCAUCCUCACUUCCAUCCUCAACAGUUCAACUGUUCAGCUGUAUUCCAACAUCACCAUCUUCAAUGGAACCACAAACGGAACACUACUGGGAAAUGCAACUACAUUAAUUACCACCGGACCUUUCGACUUGGCAAAUCCCAAGAGCAAUAUUCCAAGCACACCACCGCUCAACAUCACUCGUACUGCUUGCGGCACCACUAAGCUGUGUGUGUCGACUCCGUCUAAUUGCGAUCCUGCAGGAAACUCCAGCUGUUAUUUCAGCUCUACUCAGUACAAUAAUGCAACACUGACCGUGGAACUCUCCGGCACAACUUCUGGAUACGUGGCGUUGGGACUCACACCCACUAUCAACCUAUUUAAUUUCACUGGAACUGCUGUGUUCGUCUGUGGCAACAAUAACAACAGCACCUUCUUCGAAACAGCUAUUCAGAACGGCUCAGUGUUGACUCCUGCUAACCUGACCGCCUUAAAUAUAAGCAGUGUUCCGGGAAACGCCAGUGUAUUUGGAAACGGGAAUCUUGUUCAGUGUGUCUUCAGCAUCACCCUCAAUUCCACCAUCCUCACUUCCAUCCUCAACAGUUCAACUGUUCAGCUGUAUUCCAACAUCACCAUCUUCAAUGGAACCACAAACGGAACACUACUGGGAAAUGCAACUACAUUAAUUACCACCGGACCUUUCGACUUGGCAAAUCCCAAGAGCAAUAUUCCAAGCACACCACCGCUCAACAUCACUCGUACUGCUUGCGGCACCACUAAGCUGUGUGUGUCGACUCCGUCUAAUUGCGAUCCUGCAGGAAACUCCAGCUGUUAUUUCAGCUCUACUCAGUACAAUAAUGCAACACUGACCGUGGAACUCUCCGGCACAACUUCUGGAUACGUGGCGUUGGGACUCACACCCACUACCAACCUAUUUAAUUUCACUGGAACUGCUGUGUUCGUCUGUGGCAACAAUAACAACAGCACCUUCUUCGAAACAGCUAUUCAGAACGGCUCAGUGUUGACUCCUGCUAACCUGACCGCCUUAAAUAUAAGCAGUGUUCAGGGUUCAGUAUUGGGAAACGGGAGUCUUGUUCAGUGUGUCUUCAAUGUCACCCUCAAUUCCACCUUCCUCACUUCCAUCAUCAACAGUUCACCUGUUCAGCUGUAUUCCAACAUCACCAUCUUCAAUGGAACCACAAACGGAACACUACUGGGAAAUGCAACUACAUUAAUUACCACCGGACCUUUCGACUUGGCAAAUCCCAAGAGCAAUAUUCCAAGCACACCACCGUUCAACAUCAGUCGUUCUGGUUGUAACACCUCUAAGCUGUGCGUGUCAGAAGCGUCUACUUGCGAUCCAGCAGGAAACUCCAGCUGCUUUUUCAGCUCAUUUCAAGUGAACACCCAAAGUAUCUACUAUGAACUUAGUGGCACGACAUCAGGAUAUGUGGCGCUGGGACUCACUAACCAGACUGGUACUUUUGUGUUUCUGUGCGGCUAUUACACUGCUAACAGCAGUUUCUUCUUUCAAACGGCUAUUAAAAACGGCUCAAGUCUGAACCUUACAACUCUGAACACCGUAAACAGCAAUCAAGGUUUUGUAACACAAAACCUCAUUCAGUGUGUCUUCAACACCAGCGCCACUUUAAGCACCAGAGCUUCUAACACUGCUCUGUACACGAUCUCCCUCAUGAACGGAACCACCAACGGAACUCGACUGGGUGAUCCAAAUACACUGUAUACUUCCCCAUCAGCAGUAGAUCUGUCUAAUCCUAAUGCCUUAAACACUGCAAACACCAACUUCUGCACUAAUGUGUUGGCUGUGCUGCUCGCCGCUCUGACGCUACACCUCGUAUAAAAACCUGCCAUGUUCAUUUUAAUAUAAAAUCCCCAGAGCCUAUAAACGUGUGUUACAGUAUCUGAUCUGUGCAUGUGUGUUUAUACAAGUAUGAAGCUAUUGUUAAUUGGCUGAACAUGGAAUACAUCUGUCAUAUACAGUAUAAACAUCACCCUUUUGUUUGUCUUUGUUUUUUUACAGUCGAUACGAGAAGUUCAUUUGCACUUCCAUAGACAUCAGACUUUUAAGUAUAAGAAUUUAUAAUAACAAGAGUGCAAAUGUUUUGAAUAAAACUACUUUAUAUGACCAUUUUUAAAUAAUUGUAAUUUCAGUAAUUUCAUGAUCAUCAUUUUUAUUUGAGAUACUUUAUACACCUAGGUUAUUGUAAGUUUCCGCCCCUAAGACUUUGCUAUCUGUUUUUCACUUGUGUUGGUUGCUAUCAUAUUAAAGGUAAACAAAUAUCUAACAUGACUUGAUUUUGUUUUUUUUGUUUUUUAAAUAUCAUUUAAACUAUUUUAACAGGUAUGUAGACUUUUUUAUAGUCACUGUGUACACCAGUUAGAGUCGCUAUUGUCACCACUACGAAGUGGUUUAAUCUUUUUCAUAUGACAGUAAUAUGCCAACAACUACAAAUUGUAAUAUAUGCAAUGACUUAGUGUUGUGGAAUGGCAGAGAAACAAGUCACUUCCUGUUCCCACAUUCUCUCUCUCUCUCUCUCUCUCUCUCUCUCUCUCUCUCUCUCUCUCUCUCUCUCUCUCUCCCUAUCUCUCGAUGUUAAUAAGACAAAAAAAUCUUAGUAUGUUACUGAGAAACUGUCAUGGGUUUAUAAAUUGUUUAUAGGUAUAAAGGUUUAAAAAAUACACACGUGUGAAAGCAA